This is a messenger RNA of Fimicolochytrium jonesii, 924 nucleotides long. RefSeq lists its product as uncharacterized. Lineage: Eukaryota; Fungi; Chytridiomycota; Chytridiomycetes; Spizellomycetales; Powellomycetaceae. The transcript has 9 exons. The coding region runs from base 1 to 924 and encodes 307 amino acids. The record is from RefSeq and is a predicted model, not a curated record.
AUGACAGCAACAGCGGAUACGCCCGCGGCAUUGGCUUUACAACGCCAUACCUGCUAUGAUCUCUUACCCGUCAGCUACAAGGUCAUAGUCCUCGAUACGUCGCUGCCGGUUAAGAAGGCGUUGGCGGCUUUGUUGCAGCAUGGUGUGCAGUCGGCGCCGUUAUGGGAUUCGUCGGAGAUGAAGUUUGCUGGCAUGUUGACUGUAACGGAUUUCAUCAACCUGAUACGAUACUACUACGACCACGCAUCCUACGACUCGGCGCUGGAGGAAAUCGAGCAGUUGCUAAUAUCAGGAUUACGAGAAAUCCAACGAAAAAUGGGCUCCCUUAAAUCACGGAAUAUUUCAAUACAUCCCAUGCAGACACUCUACGAAGCUAGUCAGAUGCUCCUAAACGAUCACCUACAUCGCCUGCCGCUUGUCGAUCGGCAUGAGAACCAGGAGACGAUAGUGUCGGUGGUGACGCAGUAUAAGAUUCUGAAGUACUUGGCUGCAAAUGCACCAGCAGUGACGCGGCUAGCAGUAACGUUGGGGCAACUCGGCAUCGGCACCUUCAAGGAUUUGGCGACGGCUACGGCAUCGACGCCGCUUAUACAAGUUUUGAAUUUGUUUAUGGAUAGGCAGAUAUCUGCGGUGCCUAUUGUAGAUGCUGAAGGGAUGGUGCUGGAUGUGUAUGAGAAGUAUGAUGUGCUGAUGCUUGCACGGGAAGGCGCCUAUUACGAUCUAGAGAUGCCCGUCAGCGAAGCACUAGUAAAACGAGCACCGGACUUCGAAGGGAUCCACACCUGCACACUCAGCGACACCCUCGGCCACGUCCUCGAAACCAUACGACGCAUGCCAGUACAUCGCUUCAUCGUCGUGGACCAAGGGAAGCUGCAAGGGGUGGUGUCGCUGAGCGAUUUGCUGCGGUACCUCCUCUCGCAUUGA